Xiphophorus couchianus (Monterrey platyfish) is the source of this 6517-nucleotide messenger RNA. RefSeq names its product PR domain containing 2, with ZNF domain a (gene prdm2a). The transcript has 4 exons. NCBI's taxonomy places the organism in Eukaryota, Metazoa, Chordata, Actinopteri, Cyprinodontiformes, Poeciliidae. Gene Ontology annotation, biological process: regulation of gene expression. Bases 777 to 4625 code for a protein of 1282 amino acids. Gene Ontology annotation, cellular component: nucleus. The record is from RefSeq and is a predicted model, not a curated record.
AGUUAGAAGCUUGCGUUCGUAAAUCUAGUUGACCUUAAAUUAAGAGGCGCUAGCUGGCUCUGUAGCCAGAGCAAAUGUGACGACGUGUUGUGUGAGCUGUUAGCAAUGGAGCAAGGACGGGGGAGCGUCACCGAACCAGGGGAGGCGCACCUCGUCGCCUGUCUGCCUUUAACUUAUUACAAUAAAACAACUGUUAUUUAUCGGCAUGUACGUGGUAGUGGUAAAAAGAGACCUGUUGUAGUCUACAGUAAUUAAAAUAGAAACCGAAUAUUUUUAAAACAGCUUCUACUAAUUCAUUUCUGUAGGCCCUUGAAUGGUAUAGAUUCUGCUAAUAUAUUUAAUAGUGCCUCACUUGUACAAGAAUUCACCGGAUUAUUGUGCUGUAAAUAUAACGGGAGUGUACAUCUAUUUAAAAAGUCUUUGUUUACAUGUCAUCUCGUGUCUUUAUGUACUUUAACGAUGCAUUGUGUGCAUAAUUAUGCGAAAUGCACAUUUUAAAACGUAUGUUUUUGGAAAUGCGUGUUGUGAAACGUUAGAUUUAGGCUUCUUAUGUAUUUAGGUUGACAUUUGUUUUCCAAACAAGAUUCAUGGGAGAACAAAUAAGACAUGACAGGCCUGCCAUUUUGUCGUAGUACAUAAGAAAAAUCUCAGCAAAAGAUCUGCAUAAAAGUCCACAAACACUCAUUCUAAACUUGCAGUGAAAAUGGUAUGACUGCUGCCACUAUCCUGCGUGGAAAAACAUCGAUCAAACAACUAUAUACAUAUGCUAAGUGAGGAUGGAAGACUCUUCCCACUUGUACAUCUCUGAACGUAGAGACGGGGAGGAUACACAAGAACAACUAGAUAUCAGCUGGGAGCACUUAUACUCUCACAAGCUCCCCAUCAAAGAUACAGAUAAAAAAGCUUUUGUGUGCCAGCACUGCAACAGAUGUUUUACCUGCCAACAAGGCUUGGAACGACACAUGCAUGUUCAUCAUCCUUGCAAAUCUCCAGAGAAGAUAUCCACAAGUAUGAACAGACAGCAUCAGGAGGGCAGGGUCCCUGAUAACCAACUGCAUCCUACAAUGAAGGAAAAUGCCAACCUGACACAAGAGGAAAUACCUCAAGCGCUACUAAGUGAUUCAUUUCAACAACAGACACAGGACAUAAAAACUAUUUCCACUACUGUUUUGGAAAAUAAUGGAGAACAAGCAGAGCAAUAUAUGCUAGAUGUGUCUAGUAAUAUUUCAGAGAAUCUUAGCUUUUACAUUGAUGGAAAGAUACUAUCAACAAGUACAAUAAAUAACUGUGAAAUGGAAAUCCGCUCCGGGUCCUCAACUUUAGUUGGAAUGGACACCCUAAUUUUGGGCCCUGCCCAGAUUAGCCAAGUUUUACACACAGAUACAGAAGCAUCUGGUCAACAACAAUCCAAAAGAAGAACCGCCACACCACCUCUCCUACCACAGAUUAAAACUGAACUGCAGUCUGAGGUGGUCAUGUCUUCAUCCUCAUCACUUCUGUCGUCACUGAUUGAGAAUCUGUUCCCUCAGAAUACAGAAUCAGAGAUUGUUCAGGAGGAACGCACUGUUUUCCUGUCUCCAAAACUUAAGCAGCUUCUUGAGAAACAGGAGGGUUUUAAACCUACAGUUGCCCUCAUCACUGACGGACAGAAGUCUUCAUCACCUGUUUCACUCACUGUCCUACCUUCUGGGACUGGAAAGUUUAGGAGAAGAACUGGCUCUCCCACUGGGUCCUCACAGCAAAUUCUUGCAGCAAAUGAAGAAACGGGAGAGCCAGAUCUGUUAGAUUUGGGUGAUGGAAGUAAAAGACAGAUUGAUGCUCAGUGUAACUCGCCUGUCCAACAAACAGGAAAUGAGACUAAUGAUGCAACUCAAUCUGUAGCUGUGCCAGAAGGGAGUCCUGUUUUGUCAGAGAGUUGGGCCCCAGCGACUGGUGGUAAUCCAUGUAACCAGCAACCCCUGGAUCUUUCUAAUACAGUCAAAAGAAAUGAAGAUGAAGCAUCAGCUGAUGCUGCGCUAGAUUUGAGUUUACAAAGAAAAAGCCCAGGUGAAUUGGGUUCAAAUUCAAAUGUGGCAGAAAAGGUCUUAAUAAGUAGUGAGGAGCAAAUGAUAAGCCAUGUGAAUCCAGAAACGCCUGUAGUUACAGACUUGACUCUUGUAACAGGUUCAGAUGUUGUGAACCCACUGGAGCAUGUUGCUGAGGGACUUGUUUAUGGACUGACCUUACCCCCAAAUUCUCUGACUCAAUCACCUGCGUCGCUUACUUCUCUUGCCAUGGAACCAUCUCCACAGUGCACCAUAGCAUUUGCUUCUCCAGUCACUCACACUGUACUCCCUGCUGCUCCCUCAUUGAUCACAGUUUUGGCUCCACCUUCAUCUCUUUCCAACCCCUCAAACCAACCAAUCCAGGUACUUGCCCCAAACAUAUCUCCAGAACCCUUGGUGAUUUGCACAGAAAAUCCAUUAAAUUCAUCACAGUGUGAUUUAACUACUGCAUUUGCCUCUGCCAACUCUGCAAACAUUGUCACUCUCUCCCAGCCACUUGACCCAACCCUGAAUCUACCUAGCCACAUCUUUCUCACUGAUCAGAUUGCACUCAACCCACCAAUGGUUGAAUCUGCUCCUGUGUCAGAAAUGUCGUUCCCUCCCACUGUAACCUUAAAUGAUUCCCUACUCAAAUUAGCCAGCAGCACCGUCUUAAUAGAGUGUACCAUAGCUCUUGAAGCUCCAGGAAGUAUUGUGCCAGCUGCAGUAACUUUACAAGAGAAUACAGCUGAGCCUCUAACACCCACUCAGAUGGUCAUCAAUCAAUUAGAACAACAACGGGUCACAUCUUUACCUGACCCUCAACCUGUGGACCCUCCUGUUCUUGUGUCUGCCAUCCCAGAAUCUGUAACCCUGACAUCUAACACCCCAGUGAUGUCUGAUUCUCCUCCUGUGGCAGACUCAAAACCUGGUCUAGGACUUGUUAGAACAGAGCUUCCUACAAAAAAAGUUGAGGAAGUAUCUGAUGGGUCUGUUUCUAUGUCUGAAACCGCACCUACAACACCUCCUGCCCCUCCUCCUGACAAAACUGAGGAAGAACCCUUAAAUGAGACAGCAGUUGAUGCAGAGGAGCAGACUUUCACCAAGAAUUUCAUCUGCAAUGUGUGUGAAAGGCUCUUCCACUCAAUGAAAGAACUUGGCCAUCAUGUGGCUGACCAUGCAGAUGAAUGGCCCUACAAAUGUGAGUUCUGCGUGCUGCUGUUUGGCAAGCCAUCCGCGCUACUCGACCAUCGAUCGAGUCUUCACGGCGUCGGAAAGACCUACGUUUGUAGUGCAUGUACAAAAGAAUUUGUCUACCUUUGCAAUCUGAAGCAGCAUCAAAAUGAACUGCAUCCUGGGCAGCAGUGCUCAUACACGGAAGAAGAAAAGGGUAAACUGAGACCUCAGAACUACAACAACACAAGUAAAAACAAUACAGAUCCUUCAGUCACAAAGUCACCAGAGGAAUCAAAAAAAUCUGUCAAAAAGGAAGAAUGCGAAGUUGACAUGACUGCUGAUGAGCUCUUUACAACAAUUAAGAUCAUGACUUCAGAUGGAUGUAAAAUCAAAGGGCCUGAUGUUCGUCUUGGCAUAAACCAGCAUUAUCCCAGCUUUAAGCCGCCUCCCUUUCCUUACCAUAACAGAUCCCCUGCAGGGUCACUUGCUUCAGCUACAAACUUCACCACCCACAACAUCCCACAAACCUUUAGUACAGCUAUUCGGUGCACCAAGUGUGGGAAAAGCUUUGACAAUAUGCCAGAGCUGCACAAGCACAUCUUGGUAUGUGCAAAUGCAAGUGAUAAGAAGCGAUACACGCCUAGAAAAAAUCCUGUCCCCUUACGCCACUUUGCAAAAACCCAGAAUGGAGUUUUGUCUACGACGAACUCUGCUAAUGGACUAAAUACUUCAGUCAGAGUCAGUCAGGGAAACCGGUCCAAACCAAAUCAAGAGCCACCAGUCAAGAUCAAAAUACUUAAUAAAAGGAAGAAGAAGUUUGUCCAGAGGAUUAUGCCACAUAGAAACAAGUCAAUUUCUUCAGCAAACAAACUGUCACCUGCACAGGUAGAAAUCUUUGUCUGCCCUCACUGCAACAGAGAGUUCACAAUGCGCCGCAGCAGAACCAAACACAUGGCCGUCUGCCCCAAAAAGCCCAAAGAGAUGACAAAAAGGAAAGAGGGAGGAAUCUCUCUCACAAAAGAGAACAACGAACACUCGCAUCGAGGAGUUUCCCAUUUAAAAGAGAAACUGCAAUCCCCGCCUCGGCAUAACACAAGACUCCAGACAUCUGGCUCUACAAAGAGACCUGCCAUUCUUCCAGUACAAACCGUCUUCUCAAGCAAACGAAGUAAAAUCAUCAUUAAGGAGCGCAUACAGCCCAAAGAAGAGGCGCCUAUGCUUGCAGAAGUUCCCAUUCGCACUUUCAACCCGUCUCUGCGGCAGUACAGCAGAGUGCAGCACAGCAUCAAAGGAAUUCCCAUUAAAAUCACUAUUGUGAAGCCUCCACAGAGUGUCCCGCUGACAGAUGAAUCAGCUGCUGCUCAGACUGAAGAAGUUGCAUCUGGAGCCAUUAAAAGCUGCUCCGAGCAGAAAUCCUCAGCUUGAGAACAUGAGUAAUCCUCCAGGAUAUGCAGGACUCCACUGUAUGAAACACUCUCCGUUAUCCUACAGGGAGAAGUACUGGUAAUCACACUGGAAACCCAGUAGACCUGUAGACUGCAUUAUACUGUACAAUAAAUGACUGAUUACAGAAUGGAUAAAACAGACCUGUAAUGCGAACUUGAGAGAAUGUGUGAAUGCCAUUUUAGUAGCUUGAGAUUUUGAGGAAAACAGAAUCCUUCAUUGCAUAAGCUUGCUGUGUCAAUAGCUUGGAGUUGCACUUGAAGUUAAUCUAGCUGCUUCAUGCUACAAAUUGGAAAAGGAAGUAGGAUGAACUGAGCUCCUCGCAUUUCCUUCUUGAUGGGCGGUUUAGAGAGCAUGGCAGGUGACAAUCAUUUCUGGCAUGCAUUUGCACUUUUUCUUUGUACUCUGUUGCCUUUUGGUUUCAAUUCUAAUUGCAUGCUGUCUGUGAGCUUCUGCUCUCGCUACACAGAUUUAAGAUGGAUUAUGUUGAUACAACUUCAAUACUGAAUCUGAUCAUGAACCUUUUUCUCUGAGGGGUAAGGUCAGCAAUGUGAGUAAAGAAAAGACAUGUCUACUGUUCAGAAAUUGUACAUUUGGAGAGGUUUUUUUUUUUCCCCUGAAGUUACAAAAAACCUGAAUUUCAAGCAGUAGCACAAUGUAAUGUAACCUUGGCCUGAAUCUCAUAUCUUAAGUCCUUUGUUUUGUAAUCAUUAAUUUUUAGAAAGACAGUCGGAGUAGUGGGUUUUCCAUAAUUGCUGUGAAUGUAAUAUUUACUGAAAUUAAUGCUAUAGGCAUUUUUGACGCCCAGCUGCUACUAAAUGAGUUUGAAUAGAAUGCUCUUGUGUGCCAUGAAAUUUAAUUAAAAUGGUAAAAUACAGCAUGGCAACAGUGAAAGUGUAUCAUCUUUCAGUGUUUCUCAGAUGAAGAAUUUAUUUAGCUGCUUUAGCAAAUUAUAAACCAUUGUCUUAUUGAAAUUUACUUUCACAUCUGAGCUACGUGUAAUUCUUGUUCAGAGGGUAUAGCAUAUGAACAUCUUUUAAGUUAAGUGCGAUAAUGCAUAUUUUCUCAUGUAUUUACAGAUUGAUGUAAACAAAUUCUCUACAACUGAGAAAUCUUGCCAGUUGAUGCAUUUGGACCGCAACCCCAAAUAGAAGUGCUGUGUUUCUAUUAUGUGAAGUUAGUUGCAUCUUUGACUGAACCAAUCCCAAUAUUUGGUAUCUGUGCAUUUUCAUCUGACUUGCUCUCUUCUUUAUGCUUUGUUUUGCACAUCUUCCCACAAAUACUUAUCAAACAUUUGUUUUGUGGUGUUUUGUUAUCCCUACAGUGAUUGAAAAUGUAAUAUUGUUUGUUUUUCAUCUGGAACACAAGCACUUCACUUUUGUUUGUACUUUCAAAAAUUGUUUUUGGCUAGGAGAUAAUAUUCUUGUGGGAUAUAAAAACAUUUGUUGCACAGUGUCCUAAAUCAAAUAGUAUUUGUUUUAUGUAAGAUUUUGUUUCUUAUAUCAACUAAAGGUUUGGAAAAAUAACUGCUAUACAGGGUAAUAAUUUUGUGUGAGAUUUAAAUAUUAAUUUUGUAAUCUGAAACUUGAUAAAGUCUCUGCAUCUGUAAUUUUUUUUUUUUUUUUUUUUUUGGCCUUUUCAGCCCAAGCUGGCAUUUCUUUGGUUCUGGCUGAAACCUUUUGGAUGUACAGAAUAGAUUGGGAGACAGAUGCUGAACUGUGAAAAGUGCUUGUAGCAUUUUAAAAAUGUAAAUUGAGUCAUGUAUAUUUAUUAAUAACUUAAAAUCAUGUUCUUGAAUAAUUCCUGUUUGAUUUGCACUAAAGUUUGUUUUUUUUUCAAGCAAGUGUUAAAAAAUAAAUUGAGCGUCAACUGAA